UAUCACGGAAAAGAACCUUCUUCGGCGUUUACACAGACUGAAUAAAUUAAGUGGAAAAGAUUGGUGGCCAUUUUCAGAUCGUUGUUAAAUAAUGGGUCCGCGGUGUUUCCUAUUGCUGGUUUAAGCGUUUUAAGGGCGGAAGUUGCUCAACCAAAACAUUUGUACGUGUAACGUAAUUUUUCAUUGGCUUGUGCAGCACAACAGAAAUCCGCCAAAGGAUCUGUAAGCAGUUAUUUUCUGGGAACAUUUGCAGUCAGUGACUAUGAGCAGUGAGCUCAAUGUGCCGAUGGGCUCCCCAACCCCAGGGGCCUCAGAGCGAAUGCAGGAUGAUGGGGGAAUGGACUAUAGAGAUUGGGUGCGGCGCAGUUACCUGGAGCUAGUUAGUUCCAACCACCACUCAGUGCAGGCCCUGUCUUGGAGGAAACUCUACUUGAGUCGGGCCAAGCUGAAAGCUUCAAGCAGGACAUCUGCGCUGCUCUCUGGAUUUGCAAUGGUAGCUAUGGUGGAGGUGCAGCUGGAGAUGCAAUACAACUAUCCACGUGUACUCCUCAUUGCCUUCAGUGUGUGCACUACAGUGCUGGUUGCUGUUCACCUCUUUGCCCUUCUAAUAAGCACCUGCAUCCUGCCCAACGUGGAGGCAGUCAGCAACAUCCACAAUCUCAACUCCGUCAGUGAAUCACCUCAUGAGCGCAUGCACCAUUAUAUUGAGUUGGCCUGGGGCUUCUCCACAGCAUUGGGCAUCCUCCUGUUCCUGGCUGAAGUGGUGCUCCUUUGUUGGAUCAAGUUUUUGCCUGUAGACUCAGGUGGGGCCAACCAGGUGGCCCUUGCAGCUGCUGAGUUGGCUCUUGCUACAUUGAACUGCAGUACCACCUUAGGUAGCAGGGAAGUAAAGCCUCCAAAGCCCACUGCAUCCGUGAAGCACAGCGGCUGGCAGGCUGCACUGGCCUCCACCAUCAUUAUGGUCCCGGUUGGGGUGAUCUUUGUUGUGUUUACCAUCCACUUCUACCGCUCCCUGGUGCGCCACAAGACGGAUCGGCACCACCAGGAGAUUGAGGAACUGCACAAGAUUAAGGUGCAGCUGGACGGCCAUGAGAGAGGCCUACAGGCUGUGUGAAAUUAUGAAUUAUGAAAUUUUCUCAUGACCAGCUAAAAGGAAGUUUUAAGGAAUUCCCUUCUUUGCCCAUAUUUAUUAACCCUUUUUCCUCUUGGACAUUUGUUCUUGGCAUUGUUAAUGACUUGCUUUGAUUCCUGGGCAAACAUAAAAGCUUGUCACUUUUUUAGUUUGGGUCUGUUAACUUAUUAAGGUCAUGGAUGUGUUACAGCAGUGGUUCUCAAUCAAGUCCUUAAGUUCAUUACAUUCACCUCUUGUUCCAGUUGUAAAAAUUUCCUGACUGAAGGCUCCCUUCAAGGAACAACACAUAAAUCUAGUACCUGGCAGAAUAGGAAACCAGCUGUACUGGUGAUACCUGGGGACUGAAAUGAGAACGUUGUUUUACAGGGUUCAUGUGCUCGAGUGUUGUUGUCUUGUCUGGCACUACAUUUUUGAAUUUGUGAAUUUGUGUGGGCUUUCAAUUCUAUGAACACUUCAAAAGUUUAAAAGAAUAAGGGCUAAUGUGUUCCGGUUCAGCUAUCUUUGUCUCAUCUCUGUGGGGUUUUUUUUUCUUCCAAAGGAUGUAGUGAAUACAGAUAGGGCUUCUGAGUUUCCUAUCAGGAUUCAGAUUUUUUUUGUGUGAAAAAAACCUGCUUGUUGUCACCUGCUAAGGUUUAUACAACCAAGUGUGUGAACAACACACAACUAAAGGCGCUCACAUAGUCUAUAAGUACAAGGCGCAUACACUGCGGACGGACCACACCUUUUCAUAGUCUUUUCAUAGUCUAGUUGUACCAACGCAUACCCAAGGCCUACAUUUCCCACAAUCUUUGCGCGUCGUUUUCCUUUUCCGCCGAAAGUUGCAGACUGUAAACAACAUGGCGCUGUCCUCGGAUGGGGAAGAAGAGCUGCUCUGUUGCCAGGCUAUGUUGGAAAGACAAACCUCUCGGAGAUGGUAUGUUCGAUCACUUAACGAAGGGAGGGAUAGAGAGGGGAAGUUCAGCAUGUUGGUGAGAUAUAUGAGGAGUACGGAUGAGGAAGAACAUCGUCUCCAUAUUGUAUAAAAGUUGUAAAUCCACGAAGAAGAAACUAAAGAAGUUUUCCGGCGCUACACGAAAUGCAUGUGGAUCUGAAACAGUUUCAUGCCGAACCAUGUUUUGUGUGACACUGGUAUGCGAACGCUAGAUACGCGCGGUCACAAAAAUUGAGUUUCGCGCAGACCUGGGCAGGCGGACGUACACUGAGGUCCACUAUUGCAUAAUUUUAGCCCACGUGGACCCCAGCGGAGUACGGUCCAUGUAUGGUAUGUCAAGACUAUGAACUGGCCUUAAGUGUGGUAUGUGGAUCAGGGUGGAGAAGGGCAACAUGGGAAUUUUGGCUCUGGUUGGUAAUUUUCUCAUAACUGCCAGUUGAAGGUCUAAUUCUAAAUGUAUUGUUAUCUAGUUGUCUGGAAAAAUAAUGGCCAGCAAAACUGAAUUUAUUAAUGUACUGGCCAGUGGAUAAAAACGCCCGAUGCCGUAAGAGGAUCACAUUUGUAUAUCUGAGGAACAAACACAAUUUUUACACAUUCACAAUCAAACACAAGCCUUAACAUAGGAUGUUGGUCAUUUGUUUGUCUGGAGAGGAUAUGUCGUCGUAAAGACCAUAUAAAAAGUGACAAAUAUGGAGCUGGUGCCUCAGUUUAAGGAACCGUUUACUUUAUUCUUGCAUUGCAUUCUAUAUUCAGCAUUGUGUUUCUACGUUGUUCUGUGCAUGCCAAUGAAUAGAGAAAUGCUUUUACAAAAGGAUUUAACUUUUCUCAAAUUGAUUUACUGUUGUCAAAAACAAAUUACUCACAGUUUAAAAUUAGCAUAUCAGAUGGACCUUGCAUAAUCAGAUGGAUAAACACGUAAUGAUUUUAAAUAAUACAGUGGCUAAUAGAUUGUAGGUACGGAGAAGCAAGCUGGAACAGUACCUUCUCCAUAUCCAAACACACGUAGGUAUCCUCUUCACUUCUUUCAUAUUUACUGUGCUCAUUGGAUAUAAAAGAUCAUAUUAAAACAAGUUGUCCCUCCUAAUCUCACUAAAACUGCUUACUGAUGCAUGUUGAAGUACUGACCUAAAA
Lampris incognitus (smalleye Pacific opah) is the source of this 3194-nucleotide messenger RNA. Its product is annotated as protein orai-2-like. Gene Ontology annotation, biological process: store-operated calcium entry. Gene Ontology annotation, cellular component: membrane. NCBI's taxonomy places the organism in Eukaryota, Metazoa, Chordata, Actinopteri, Lampriformes, Lampridae. The record is from RefSeq and is a predicted model, not a curated record. Gene Ontology annotation, molecular function: store-operated calcium channel activity. Bases 263 to 1114 code for a protein of 283 amino acids. The transcript is spliced from 3 exons.